Hyposmocoma kahamanoa is the source of this 867-nucleotide messenger RNA. RefSeq lists its product as uncharacterized. NCBI's taxonomy places the organism in Eukaryota, Metazoa, Arthropoda, Insecta, Lepidoptera, Cosmopterigidae. The coding region runs from base 1 to 867 and encodes 288 amino acids. The record is from RefSeq and is a predicted model, not a curated record. The transcript is spliced from 2 exons.
AUGACCAGUGAAGAGAAACGCCAAAUAGAAAAGACCAAGGGCAGCGGCAACGUCGAAGAGGCGGCGACUGCGCUGGUGGAUGCGGUGAGCGGCAGCGCACGCGGUACCCGUGCGCGCCAGCCAGCUGUGGGAGUAUGCGCGCGACGGCCACAGCGCGCGCGACCUGCGGGCGCACUUGGUGCGGCUGGCAUGUGGGCCGGCUCAGGAAAAAUUCCUAUUGGUGUGCGUGACAACUUAUUAGUGGAAUUAAGUCGUAUGGAGAAAAUGAGUGUGAUCCGAAAGGUGUCUCAUCCGACUUCAUGGGUCAACGCCAUAGUAGUGGCAGCGAAGAAAGACGGCAGCCUGCGCAUAUGUUUAGAUCCGCGUCCACUCAAUCGCGCUAUACGCCGUGCACACUAUCCGCUACCAACAAUAACAGACAUUGCUAUAAAGUUAGAAGGAGCCAAAUAUUUCAGUAAGCUGGAUGCUAGGUCUGGAUUUUGGAUGGUACAAAUAACGGAACAAAGUGCGGACCUGUGUACAUUUGGAACUCCAUUUGGGCGGUAUCAGUUCCUACGCCUACCUUAUGGAAUCAAUUGUGUAUCCGAGGUGUUUCACGCAAAGAUUAGACAAUUACUUGAGGACUUAGAAGGUGUUGACUCGUUCGUAGAUGAUGUUAUUGUGUGGGGAGCCACUAUAGAGGAACAUGAUGAACGUUUAAAGCGACUUCUUGAAAUGGCAAGGAAAGUGGGUAUUAAGUUCAAUAAAGAAAAACGUGAAUUUCGUACAAGGAAGGUCACUUAUUUGGGACAUACGUUCAGUGCCGACGGAAUGCGUGUGGACAGCAAAAAAUUAUGCCAUUAUGGAAAUGCCAACACCUCAGAAUAA